Messenger RNA from Chanos chanos (milkfish), 225 nucleotides. Its product is annotated as cAMP-dependent protein kinase inhibitor alpha-like. Gene Ontology annotation, molecular function: cAMP-dependent protein kinase inhibitor activity. Gene Ontology annotation, biological process: negative regulation of protein kinase activity. The record is from RefSeq and is a predicted model, not a curated record. NCBI's taxonomy places the organism in Eukaryota, Metazoa, Chordata, Actinopteri, Gonorynchiformes, Chanidae. The transcript is spliced from 2 exons. The coding region runs from base 1 to 225 and encodes 74 amino acids.
AUGACAGAGGUGGAGCCGGUUUUGGACUUUGCGUCAUCGGGCCGCUCUGGCCGCCGGAAUGCAUUACCUGACAUUCUGGGCUCUCCCGCCGGGGUCAACCCCACCGACCUGCCACUCAAACUGGCUGAACUGUCUCUCACAGAUGGGCCAGGAGGGGCCCAGUCCCCAAGCACAGAGGAGGCUCCCACCCCCACAGAGAAUCCUGAGGAAAAGAAGGGCUCUUAA